Pistacia vera is the source of this 1973-nucleotide messenger RNA. RefSeq names its product heat stress transcription factor A-3. The record is from RefSeq and is a predicted model, not a curated record. Gene Ontology annotation, biological process: regulation of transcription by RNA polymerase II. Bases 273 to 1682 code for a protein of 469 amino acids. The transcript has 4 exons. NCBI's taxonomy places the organism in Eukaryota, Viridiplantae, Streptophyta, Magnoliopsida, Sapindales, Anacardiaceae. Gene Ontology annotation, cellular component: nucleus. Gene Ontology annotation, molecular function: RNA polymerase II cis-regulatory region sequence-specific DNA binding; DNA-binding transcription factor activity.
UAAGUCGGUUCUUCUUCAACUUGCAACGACUGAACUCAACACUUCCAAAAAUGGCUCUUUUAAACAACGCCACUCAAACAGUAGCCAUGGCCGGGGAAGAAGACUCCUCGAAGCUCCAACCCCACCGCCUUUCUUCAAGAUUUUUUCUCUACGGUUUGUCGGUUAAACCAUCCUUAAACCCUUCUAUAAUCUUCUCAACUUCAUUUUUUUCAUUAACCAAACGAAUAAAUCUAAUCUCAACUGAACAAAAAUAAAAAAAAUUCAUUGAAUUCAUGGAUAAACAAGACCAACACUAUCCCAAAUCUCCACCAAAAACUUCACUUGGGACUUCUUCCUCCUCCUCGUCCUCUCAAUCCCACCCUGAAAACACUCAGAGCUUAAUGGGGUCUCAGGCGUUUUCUCCAUUUUCUAUGCCGUUCUCUGACUUGGAACCAUUUUCGACCUUUCCUGCAACAGCUCCAGUUGUUGAUGUAGGUGUGCCUCAGCCUUUGGAGUGUUUACAGGGGAGCCCAAUUCCGCCAUUUUUGUCCAAGACUUUUGAUCUUGUGGAUGAUAGGUCUCUUGAUCCGAUUAUUUCGUGGGGGGCAAAGGGGGAGAGCUUUGUGGUUUGGGAUUCUGUGGAAUUCGCGAGGGUGAUUCUUCCAAGGAAUUUCAAACACAACAAUUUCUCAAGUUUUGUCAGGCAACUUAAUACUUAUGGGUUCCGCAAGAUUGAUACUGAUAGGUGGGAAUUCGCAAAUGAAGCUUUCCAGCGUGGGAAGAGGCAUCUUUUGAAGAACAUUCAGAGGCGCAAGAUGCCUCAAUCCCAACAGAUUGGGAGCUAUACUGGACCUUCUGCUGAAGCUGUAACGCCUGGAAUGAAAGAUGAUAUAGAGAAAUUGAGGAAGGAGAGGUGUAUGUUAGUGCAGGAAGUUGUAGAACUGCAGCAGCAGCAUCGUGGGACUGCUUCCCAUGUUGAAGCCGUUAAUCAGAGGCUUCAGGCAGCAGAGCAAAGACAGAAGCAUAUGGUUUCAUUCUUAGCCAAGUUGCUUCAGAAUCCUGCAUUCUUAGCCUGUCUUCAGCAGAAGAAGGAAAAAGGAGAUAUUGAUUCUUCAAGGAUGAGGAGGAAAUUUGUCAGUCACCAGCCACAUGGACCUAGUAAACCAGCUUCAUCCGUGGAAGGGCAGAUUGUGAAGUAUAGACCUGAUUGGAGAAACCUCAACAUACCUUCUGUUGUCCCAGAAAUUGAUCCAGCUCCUGUUGAACAUUCUCCUGAUUAUCUCUUAGAAGAUGUGGUGGGGAUAGGAUCAGGCACAGAAAGUAUGCCGUUUCACUUUGAAAAUGUUAGACCACUUGACUUUGCUGUUUCAGACAAGUUAGCAGUGGAGCAAGGAUUUACCAAAGCCCCAGAGCAGUUGGGAGAAGAAACUUUAAGAUUGGGAAGUGUGGAUCCUAGUGCUAAAGGAAAGAGUGUGAUGAGCCCACAACAUGAAGUUAGCCCUGAGUAUUUUCUCUCUUUCCCAGAGAAUUUGGAGAAGGGAAAGAAUAUUCCGGAAUACUCAUCUCCUGGGAUGGAAAGCAUCAUCAAACAAGAGGAUAUAUGGAGCAUGGGAUUUGAUGUCACUUCUGGUUUAACCUGUGAGAGGAGCAUCUCUCCAUCGGAUUCAAUGGCGUAUUUUGAAUUGUCCUUCCUGCAGCUGUAGUGUCGGCAAGCGGAUGCCGAGUUUGAAACUCAGGAUUAUCGGCAACCCAAGAACCAAUUGGCAUUUCAUAUAAUCUGAUUCACCAAUUGUCUAUAGUUCUACUCCCGAUCAGGUAGUAUUCAUCGUGUUAAGAGAAGGCGAAGUAUUCAUUAUGUUAAGAGAAGGCGUAGUUUGUAUACUAGGUCUAUAAGUAUGACGCCAAACUUUUGCAUUAUGUUUGCCUGAAUGUAUAUGUGUAUCAACUUAUAUUUUCACAGUUAUGUGCUGUUAUCCGAAGCUCCUUUUGUUCAA